AUGCGAUAUCUUGGCCAGUUCCCCAGCGAGUCGGACUUGAAAGAGACGAUAAUUCCCGAAUUGCUUGAGGAAGAUCCAUCGCGAGAUGGGUUGGUGUCAUUUGAAGCUUUCGAGCGGUUGAUGCUGAGGUAUCUGAGUGAUCACACAUAUGAUCCAGAUGAUUCAGAAACCUUGUUAGCGGCGUUCAGGGUCUUGGACCCGCAAGGGCAUGGUUACAUUGAUUCGAACUUGAUGCACGAAUGGCUGUCCACAAAAGGUGGCAAGGCAGCAGAUUUCUUCAAAGAGCGCGAGACAUCUGACUUCCUGGAGUAUGCCAAAGAUAAAGAAAGUUCUGACUCCAGCCGGAUUUACUACGAGGAUUACGUCGCCAAACUGAAUGCAGACAUCGAGAAGCACUUAGAGAAUCUGUAUCAGGUGGCUCGUGGUUCUGGUCGUCAGUGA
Messenger RNA from Symbiodinium natans, 441 nucleotides. Lineage: Eukaryota; Dinophyceae; Suessiales; Symbiodiniaceae. The record is from the annotation of a GenBank genome assembly.